GUAAAGUGUGAUUUAUAUACAUAUAGAUAAACAGAAAAUUAAACUGAUUGAAACAGGCGAGCUCUGCAAAAGAAAACUAGACUUCCCCAAGUCAGCAGUGGCGCGCCCUGCCAUGUAAACCCUAAAACCAAAGUAAGAGGAGAGACAUCUCGGAUGCCUAAUUCCCGUUCACUAAAGCUCAUGAUUCGACGCACCCACCACCCAUCUGCCUUCAUAAACAAACGAAUUUUAACAGAAAUUCGAGUGGGUUUGCACUUGCAUACAUAAGGUCACGCGCCGUAAGCUAUCUGAUUUGUCUGCUUUGCCUAUCUGCUUUUGGAGCCAUUUAACAAUGGAGACACUAUCAGUAGUUUGCAAAGCAGUAUCGGCAGCAGCACAAGUGGUGCAGGCUGGGUCCCAAGCAAAGACAGCAUUUUGGGGUUCACACUCGAGCGAACUCGUCCUCACGGACAAUGCAGAGGACAAUCCUCGUAUUAUUAAUGAUGCAGUUGGUGUGCUUCUUUCUCAUGUUAAGGAUAGUCAUAUGAUGGAGUCAUCUGAAGCUUGCGAGGAAUGGAUUAGCCAGGUGAAGGAUUUUGUGGCUGAAUAUAACAAAAUAAGCAAAGAGUCAUCUUUUUGGUCUCCUUCAAGUUUGGAUUCCAGAAAACAGAGAAGAAAAAUGUUUGACAAAGUAAAGGAACUUAUGCAAAAGAAAUAUGAAAUGAUGAUUGAUCCAUCACUAGAAAGUGUUGUGAAAAGCAGCAGGGCACCAGAUAUCAGCAGAUUUAGAACACUUCAAGAGCCACUAGAGCAGACACUGGUUUUGCUGGAAGAUGACAAGACUAAGGGGAUUUGUAUCCACGGGACAGUGGGGAUUGGGAAAACAACCAUACUGCGCAACUUGAAUAAACAUGAACAAGUUGCCACAAAUUUUCCCAUAGUCAUCUGGCUCAAAGUAUCAAAAGAGGAGAGCGAGGAAAAUUUCAGCAGGGAGCAUCUGCAACAGGAUAUUGUGCAAACACUGAAACUAAACAUCGCAGACCCCAGCAAGUUCUGCGAAGUUGCCAAAAAAAUAUCAGAGGAGUUGGAGUGCAAGAGGUACUUGCUGCUUUUAGAUGACGUCAAGGCCUAUCUUGAUUUAAGAGAGAUUGGGAUUCCUGAAAGCAACAAUCGCAGCAAGAUAGUAUUGACAACUAGGCAGCUGAAUGCUUGUACCAAAAUGGUGAACAGGGUGAUUCGGGUGAAAUGUUUAACUCGAGUUGAGGCAUGGCAGAUGUUUCAAGAUGUUUGGGGACAGACACAACUUAUUGGAGAUAAAAACACUAAGCAAGCUGCAAUGGAACUGUGCAAAGGUUGCGGUGGACUUCCACUCAUGAUAGAAAAAGUAGCAAAUACUUUCAAAUGGAAAGUCAAGGUAGCAAAUACUUUCAAAUGGAAAGUCAAGGAUGUCCUUGGGGUUGAUGGAUUGAAAAGUUGGAGGGGUUGGUUAAAAAUUGGAUGCGAAGGCAUUAGGGAAUUAUAUGAAUUGUUGAAGCAAUUUUGUUAUGAUAACUUGGAUGAUGACCAGUGUAAGAAUUGUUUUCUUUAUGGUGCAUUAUAUCCAGAAGACACAGACAUCAACAAAAAUGAUUUGUUAGAGUGUUGGGAAGCUAACAAUCUCCUUUUCAACGGAAAUAGCACAACAUAUGGGAAUUCAAUAUUGGAUUAUUUUCAUGCGUUGUCAAUACUUGAGGAAGGCAAGAGUAUGGAUCAUGUUAAAAUGGAUAAAUUCAUCCGACAAGUGGCUGUGUAUGUAACAGAAGAUUAUCCUGAACAUAGGCAUCUAGUGAAAGCUAGCAAAGCAUUAAAACAGCCACCAUAUGUGAAACUUUGGGGUGAGAUGAAUAGAAUCUCCUUGGGUGACAAUGAGUUGAAGCAGUUACCAGGUUCCCCUAAUUGUCCCAUGCUUUCUACACUCUUCCUGCAGAAGAAUUUGUGUCUGAAGGAAAUCGAUCCUUUGUUCUUUAAGAAUAUGAAAAAGCUUGGAGUUUUGGAUUUAUCUCAUACUGGACUCGAUUUGUUACCAUCAUCUAUAUCAAGUUUGGACAGUCUCAAAAUUCUAUAUCUAGUUGGUUGCAAAGGUUUGAGUAACCUCCCUUCUGACAUUGAUGGACUUAAGCAACUUGAAACGCUUGAUAUUCGGGGGAGUGCAUUCAAUGAUAUACCAGUUGAAAUUGUAAAGUUGAGUUGUCUGAGGAGCUUGCGGGUAUCCUUUAUUAAGUCUGGAAAUGAAAAUGCACAUUCAAUCUACGACAUAAUUUCAAAACUUCCUAAAUUGGAAGAAUUGAUUAUUGAUGUCAAUUCAGUUGAGGAGUUGCCCAAUGAGAUGGUAGAUAAUAUCAUAAAAGAAGUAGCAAAAUUGCAACAAUUUAAGAGUCUAAAGAUUUGUUUAUCCAAGAAGGUGGCAGUUGUCAUAGAGGUUGAAUGUAGUAGAUCUCUCAAUAUUUGUAGUCCUGAAACUGCGUUUGCUCUAUAUUUGACGGAAAAUAGUUCAUGGAGAGAUGCCAUCACUGCAUUUGAAUUUUACAUUGGUUGCCAAAACUCUGAAGUUUCUCAAUCUCCCAAAUUUUUGAAAUAUGAUAAGUAUAUCAAAUAUUGCAAUGGUGCAAGUCACAGUUUUCCAUUUCCUAAGGCCCUUGCUAAAGCAGAUGCAUUCGAAUUAGUCAAUCACCAGAACAUCAAGCAGCUAUCAGACUUUGGGAGUGCAAGCAUGAACGAGGUCCAGCACUUAUUUCUGAAAAACCUACCACAGCUGGAAAGCAUUUGGAAGGGCCCAGGCCUAACCAAAUUAAUGACUCUAGAUCUGAUUAGUUGUCAAAUGCUGGUCAAGAUUUUUCCUGCUGGCGUGAUUCAACAACUUCAUGAAAUCCAGUAUUUGAAAAUUGAUAAGUGCCAAGAAAUUGAAGAAAUAAUUGCAAAAUCUGACGCUGUUGGAAAUCUGAACGUACUGCCAAAGCUGAAGCAAUUGAUUCUCCUUGACAUGCCAAAAUUAAGAAGUGUCUGCGCUAUCCAAUCACUGAAGUGGGGAUCCUUGGAGAAGAUUGAGAUUUUAAAGUGUCCUAUGUUGCUUAAAUUGCCUUUCAACAAAGAUAACGCAGCAAAGCUAGAAACUAUUGAAGCAGAGCAGGAAUAA
Molecule: messenger RNA, 3151 nt
Organism: Camellia sinensis
Lineage: Eukaryota; Viridiplantae; Streptophyta; Magnoliopsida; Ericales; Theaceae
Source: RefSeq, a predicted model, not a curated record